This is a messenger RNA of Electrophorus electricus (electric eel), 1284 nucleotides long. It is a transcript of the gene jmjd8, whose product is annotated as jumonji domain containing 8. Gene Ontology annotation, cellular component: nucleus. The record is from RefSeq and is a predicted model, not a curated record. Gene Ontology annotation, molecular function: cis-regulatory region sequence-specific DNA binding. Lineage: Eukaryota; Metazoa; Chordata; Actinopteri; Gymnotiformes; Gymnotidae.
GUUCAUUGGCCACUGAACACCUGACCCCGGGAAGUCUCGUCAGUGUUCAGGACCUGCUCACCUGUCUGAUUGCCAGGAGCGCACAUGGACUGCUUUGACCCUUUCAUCUUUUUCCUUCUUCUGAUUCGCUUGCAGGCUUCAGGUCAAGCGCCCGGGGACAACGGCGGGUGGGGACUGGAGUCUAGUCUUAGUGAUGAAGGACGAUGCAACGUGGACAUCCGAGAUGUGAAUUCAAUCACACACGCAGAGUUUAUACACGAAUAUGCCUACACUAAGCCUGUGAUACUAAGAGACAUCACAGAUAAUGCAAAGUUCCGCUUGUUGUGUACCAAGACCAACUUACUGAGGGAGUAUAGCGAUAAAAGAGUUCGACUGAGUACUGCCAACACACACUCGUACAGGAAAGUGGAUGUGCAGUUUAAAGAUUUUGUUAAGUUCCUGUUGAAUCCUCAGUCAGAAGAUACUUUGGGCAGUGAUACACUGUACUUCUUUGGGGACAAUAACUUCACUGAGUGGCACUCUCUGUUUGAGAAGUACAAAGCUCCACCUUACCAUCUACCUUACACAAGCCCAGCAUACAGCUUUGGCAUCGCAGGUCCAGGUACAGGAGUACCGUUCCACUGGCAUGGUCCUGGAUACUCAGAAGUCAUCUAUGGUCGAAAGCGGUGGUUCCUCUACCCUCCUGAUGAGGCUCCGGAGUUCCACCCCAACCACACCACUUUGUCCUGGGUCACACACUCCUAUCCCAACCUGGAGCUUUGGAACAGACCACUGGAGUGUACCAUCAGACCGGGGGAGGUACUGUAUUUCCCUGACCGCUGGUGGCAUGCUACUUUGAAUCUGGAUACUAGUGUUUUCAUUUCCACUUUCCUGGGCUGACUGAUGACCACCACUUGCAGCUCCUUGCUCGUUCCUAGAGGACCAAUCAGAGACCCUCAUUCACUAACAUUAUUCCUAGAGGACCAAUCAGAGCGCCUCAUUCACUGACAUCAAGCAAAGACCAAUGAGAUCAACCACGUGACCCGGUGGACCAAUCGUGUACCAGAGUUCUCCACAUAAAGCACCCCCCCUUCACACUGGAGCCAUGCAGCCAAUAUGGCUGCAUUGCUGAUGCCCCUAGUAGAUGCUUUUAAGAAUCUACUCCUUUUACAGUGACAUUUCAACAGCAGAAGAACAGAGAGCAAUAUUAACCGUGGUUGUUCUUGGUCUAACCCCAGGUGGCCAUGACGACACAUGGAAUAAAAAUCAGUUUUACCAAUAAAGAUUGUGCUUUUCUUAAAACCA